AUGUCCAGUCAACUCCAUGUAGCUCGCUCGAGAGCAGUCCGCUCGCUUCCCCAGCGAAGAUGUUACGCUACACCUCCUCCUCCCCCUCCUCCAGGAUCCGGUCUUCCUCCCAACCCCCCUCCGUCACUCAAAACCGUACCUAUCAAACCAGUUACUGUCCCACCUACCACCCCAACUCCAGGAUCUUCCACUCUCGCUUCUGCCCAACCACUAUCCACUCCACCACCUAGAAAACCUCGUCACUUCUUUAGGAGAUUCAUCAUCUACACUUCCCUCGGAGCGAUCACGUUCUAUGGUCUUUCCGGUGUGGCUUCGACGCAUUCAGAGGGAUAUAGGGAUUUCUUCGUAUCGAACUUGCCAGGUGGUGAGGUCGUAGCUGAUUUCGCGGAUGAUAACGGAUGGCAAUCACUUGGUUUUGGUACGAUAACUAAGAAAGCCGUUCAAUCGUACAACACCGCUACUGGUAAACUCGAAGAGACCACCACCCAGAAAAUCGAAAGAAAGGCUGGAGAGGCUAAGAAGGAAGUUGUCAGUGCUGGUGAAAAGGUCAAGGCUAAGACUGUAGAAGCUAAAGAUACCUUGGUCGGCAAAGAGACUACUACACAAAAGAUCCAACAUAAAGCUCAAGAUCUGAAAGACAAAGCUAUAACUGCUACGCACAAUGCUGAAGAUAGGUUGAAACACCUUGCCCAUGAUGCUAAAGAGAAGGUCGAUCAAGUUACGAAAGAUGUUCCGUUCAAUUUCUCCGAUGGGGUAGAAGGGAUUGUAAGAGAGGCUGAAAAAGCUUUAGGAUCAGCUGAGACCAAAGGUCAGAAAGCCCUACACCAAGCUGAAGAUGCCUUGAAGAGAGGUGAAAAGAAGGUGGAGAGCGCUGCUCACGAUGCCAAGGAAGCUAUCAAACCUCAUGCUACGGAGUAUGAAAAAUCCGUUUCACCCUAUCAACAGCGAACGAGAGAAUUGAACCCUACUGGUGUCACACCGCAGAAACCUUCUUAUGAAGGUAAGAAAGUUUACAACGGACCUGAAUUACCAUUAGGAUUCGAACCUCCUCCAGGAUACUAUAUCCCUCCUCCGACUGUUAAACCCGUGUUGACAGAAGAAGAGAAAGUCAAAGAGACCCUCCCCCUGCUUGGACCUAAAGUGAAAGAGUUUGCUUCUGAAGAACCUAUAAUAGAACAACUUGCUUCGACCAUCGAUUCACUCACUACUUCCCUUUCGACCGCUUCGGGUACUGGACCAGGAACUGCCCCACCUUCCAACGAAGCUACCAGUAUUCUCUCCAAGGCUCAGGACGACCUAACUGCGCUGAACAAGAGAUUACACGAUGUGAAAUUGGCCGAAAAGAAGAAACUGGAACAAACGGUCAACGAGAAGACGAAGGAGUUUGAAGCGCUUUUGAAAGGAAAGGAAGCGGAUUGGACGAAAUCUGAACAAGGGUUAAAGGAGUCAUGGGCGAAAGAGAGAGAAGGUUUGGUGGCGAAAUGGAGAGGUGAAUUGGAGAAUGAGUUGGAAUCGCAGAGACAGGGUAUCGAGCAGAGACUCCGAGACGAAGUUGUUUCUCAAGGUAUCGAACUCCAACGAAGAUGGUUACGAUCCAUCAAGAGUCAAGUAGAGACUGAACGAGGAGGUAGAUUGGCAAAACUUGAUACCCUCACCACAUCGUUGAAACAACUCGAGCGAGUCACCUUGGAUAACUCAGCGCAAUUAGAUGACAAUGUUAGACUACACAAGAUCUGGUCUGCUCUCCGAGCUGUACAGAACAAAGUUGAUUCAGGAGACGUAUCAUUUGAUGAGGAAUUAAGAGCAUUAAAAUCUCUCUCUUCGUCAGAUAAAGAUGAGAGUGUCAUUCUGACUACUUUGGGACAAUUGGAGAAAUCUGGCAUACCAACUACCGGCGUGAAAUCUUUCGCAGCCUUAUCAUCGUGGUUUACCCAAUCUAUCGCACCUAAAGUGCAUUCGUCUUCAUUGGUACCUCCCCCUGAAGAAGCUGGAGUGGUUUCUCACCUUGCUUCAAUAGGAUUAUCGAAAUUGCUCUUCCGACCUUCACCCGGUCCAGUCGAUGGACAGAAUGUUGGUGCUGUCUUGGCUAGAGCGGAGUGGUGUUUGGCCGAAAAAGAUUUGGACGGUGCGGCGAGAGAGGUCAACACGUUGAAAGGAUGGCCGGCCAAGUUGGCGGGUGAUUGGUUGAAUGAAGCUAGAAGGAAAUUGGAAGUGCAACAGGCUUUAGAGGUCGUUGCUACUGAAGCUACAUUGAGUUCGUUAUUGUUAGUGUAG
Messenger RNA from Kwoniella botswanensis, 2274 nucleotides. RefSeq lists its product as uncharacterized. The transcript has 4 exons. NCBI's taxonomy places the organism in Eukaryota, Fungi, Basidiomycota, Tremellomycetes, Tremellales, Cryptococcaceae. The coding region runs from base 1 to 2274 and encodes 757 amino acids. Gene Ontology annotation, cellular component: MICOS complex. Gene Ontology annotation, biological process: cristae formation. The record is from RefSeq and is a predicted model, not a curated record.